This is a messenger RNA of Mangifera indica (mango), 603 nucleotides long. RefSeq lists its product as uncharacterized. The record is from RefSeq and is a predicted model, not a curated record. NCBI's taxonomy places the organism in Eukaryota, Viridiplantae, Streptophyta, Magnoliopsida, Sapindales, Anacardiaceae. Bases 32 to 565 code for a protein of 177 amino acids. The transcript is spliced from 3 exons.
UGUCAAACUUGCCUUGUUGUAUAUUCUACAUAUGGUUUUGUUGGGCAAUGAUCGACGAAAGAAGGUGUCCAUGGAGUACUUACAGUUAGUUGAUCAUUUGGACGGGUUUAAUUCUUACCCGUGGGGCGUCGCUGUAUGGCAGAUGACAUACGAUAUUGGUUCACAGGAGGAGGACUUCCAGGAGGACGAUUUUGAGGUCAUCCCUAUUGAGUCCGCCGAGGGAGCACGCGUGGUGGAGAUGACCGUGAUUCAGGAUUAUCCAGCUAAACCUCCUCCCGCAUACUUGGAAAAGAUGGUUCGUACAGCACGUGGCCGGAUCAUCCGAAAGGGUCCCCUGGUUCGCACCCCAUAUACGAAUCCACUCAAAGGGAGGGCGAAACGGCAACCUACGACCAUUCCAUCCUCUGCCUCUGAGCGUGAGGAAUCUUUCCUCACGUGGUACACCAGAGCUGCAGCUUCCGACUCACAUGAUGUCUACUUCAUCGGGUCGAAGUCGAAGGCCAGCUUCUGGAGGCUUGUUGUAGAGUUGCGCGAGUGGUUGACUGACGAUGUGAGUUGCCUAUAAUUUCAUAAAAAGCUAGAUAUAUUUAUUACUAACUAACA